Dromaius novaehollandiae (emu) is the source of this 2580-nucleotide messenger RNA. RefSeq names its product glycerol-3-phosphate dehydrogenase 1 (gene GPD1). Gene Ontology annotation, cellular component: glycerol-3-phosphate dehydrogenase (FAD) complex; cytosol. The record is from RefSeq and is a predicted model, not a curated record. NCBI's taxonomy places the organism in Eukaryota, Metazoa, Chordata, Aves, Casuariiformes, Dromaiidae. The transcript has 8 exons. Gene Ontology annotation, biological process: glycerol-3-phosphate catabolic process; carbohydrate metabolic process. The coding region runs from base 81 to 1130 and encodes 349 amino acids. Gene Ontology annotation, molecular function: NAD binding; glycerol-3-phosphate dehydrogenase [NAD(P)+] activity; protein homodimerization activity.
GGCCGGGGCCGCCCCUGCUGCCGGCUGCCCUGAAAUAGCCGCGGCGGGCUCAGUGCCACAGUGCCCCGGCUCCCCGCGCCAUGGGCGGCAAGAAGGUCUGCAUCGUGGGCUCCGGCAACUGGGGCUCGGCCAUCGCCAAGAUCGUGGGCAGCAACGCGGCGCGGCUGGGCGCCUUCGAGACCCAGGUGAGCAUGUGGGUGCUGGAGGAGGAGGUGGGCGGCCGGCGGCUCACCGACAUCAUCAACACGGAGCACGAAAACGUCAAGUACCUGCCGGGGCGCAAGCUGCCCUCCAACGUGGUGGCAGAGCCAGACCUGCUGAAAGCCUGCGCCGGGGCUGACGUCCUCCUGUUCGUGGUGCCCCACCAGUUCAUCGGCAAAGUCUGCGACCAGCUCAAGGGCCACGUGAAGAAAGAGGCCAUCGGGAUGUCGCUCAUCAAGGGGGUGGACGAAGGACCAGAUGGGCUAAAGCUGAUCUCGGACAUCAUCCGCGAGAAACUGGGCAUAGAGAUGAGUGUCCUCAUGGGGGCCAACAUUGCCAACGAAGUGGCAGACGAGAAGUUCUGCGAAACAACCAUCGGCUGCAAGAACGUGCAGCACGGGCAGGUCCUGAAGGAGCUGAUGCAGACGCCCAACUUCCGGGUCAGCGUGGUGCCCGAAGCGGAUGCCGUCGAGAUCUGCGGGGCUCUCAAGAACAUAGUGGCUGUUGGGGCUGGUUUCUGUGACGGGCUUGGCUUUGGGGACAACACGAAGGCUGCCGUGAUCCGUCUGGGGCUGAUGGAGAUGAUCGACUUCGCCAAGCUCUUCUGCAAGGGCCCCGUCACCCACUCCACCUUCCUGGAGAGCUGCGGGGUCGCCGACCUCAUCACCACUUGCUACGGCGGCCGCAACCGCAAAGUGGCCGAGGCUUUUGCCAAGACGGGGAAGUCUAUUGAGCAGCUGGAGAAGGAGAUGUUGAACGGGCAGAAGCUGCAGGGCCCCCCGACGUCUGCUGAGCUGCAUCACAUCCUCAAAAGCAAGAACGCGGUGGAGAAGUUCCCCCUCUUCACAGCUGUGUAUCAGAUCUGCUACGAGGGCAAACCUGUUGCUGACAUCAUCAAGUGUCUCCAGGACCACCCCGUGCACAUGUAAGGGAGCUCCGCCGGGAAACCGUCGAUGCUGCCGAGAGGAGCAGAGCACCCCUGCCUGCACCACCUCGCUGCUGCUGCCGCUUCGUCAGGAGCCUGGAUUUCCCGGGAGCCUUUGCAGAGACGGGACGGGCAGAGGUUCCCUUCCUCAGCCCCGGAGACUGCCCGGCAUCCGCGCGGAGGUACCUGCUGAUCUCCCCCUCUCUGAAGGGCUUGCUUAGCUUCUGCUGCUGCCUAGGGUCUGUCCUGAGGAAGGCUGGGCAUCCUCCUCCUCUCGCUCCCUCCUGCUGCGAUGGAUUCGGUCCUCAGCGGCGCUCUGCCAGGCCACCCUGCUCGAUACGGGCUGCGCAGGAGGCACCGUCUGUGGGGACAAGCUUUGCUUUUAGCCCCGUGGGGCGGCUUCGUGUGACACAGCUCCUUUCCUGCUUGCUGCUGCUCCUUUUGGCUUAGCCACCUCACGGAGAGGCGACAGGUCCCUGCCAGGCUCCACCGACACGAUCAAGGCUCCUGAGGACUUUCGAAGGGGGUGAGAAUCGCUCCUCUUUCUAAGGCGCACCAGCACAGGAAAGCAUCCUUUGCCACCCUGCCACGUGCUGCCACCAGCUGCUCCUGGCAAACGGCGCGGCCAAUGCUCCCCCGUGCGAGGGCAGCUCCGGGGGUGCCGAACCCUCGGAGACUUCCCAGCUCCUCUCCUCGGCUUUUUGCUCUCGCAGUCGAACCUGGCCUCAGCACCCAGGAACUCCUCUUUUGUCGCAGAUUUGCCUGCGCUAGUUCCGUGCCAACUGAUUGUCCCUGGAUGGCCUUCCUCCCUCGGGUCUCUUUGUCCUGUCUGCUUUGGCAACGCAGGGACCAACUGCCCCAAAUUCCUUCUGAGCAGCUGGCAGCCUGAGUCCCUCAGCAGCGUACCUGCCAAAGCAGUUGGGCUUUUAAACAAAUGAUCCUCAGCGGCUUUUCAUCUCCUCUCUGGCUUGCUCCAGCCUGUGCCUUAGCCCCAUCUUUGCUUCUACGCGUGGCUUUACAGGAGCUGAGAAGAGAAAGCAGGUUCCCCCUUUCCCUGCUGCCUCUCCUGUGAGUGCUGGGAGCCGCCCGCCAGCUCGAGGGCAGCGAUGGCUGCGGGGUCUGUGAGCGGUGCAGGGAGGCUUCCAGCAUCAUGAGAGAGGACAGAGGUCGCGGUGCCUCAUGCUGCCUUGUGCCUUUGAAACCUGCCCCUUGUCCAGCCGCGCGCCACGUGCCUCCCGGGCCGCUGCAGCUGGCUCGCUCUGCGCUCGUGUUUGCUCGGGCCGGUGUCCAGCGUUUCACUGAUCCCGUCUGGGCUGGCAGGCGGGAGCUGCUGCCGCUCUCGCUGCCCACCGCAGCUCCGGGUCCUAGUGCCGCUGGGUCUCUGACUGGCAGUCUACUUUAUGGAUGUUUAAAAUAAUAAAUUUGGGGAGGGGAGACCCACCCUUUGCUCCGUG